AUGGAAGCUGAACUUUUCAAAUUAGCCCUUGUGGACGCGAUAAUCCCCGAGGACACAGUGACCGAGGUUUCAGAGAUUCUUCAAGCAGGGGCUGAGGCUCAGAAUGACUCUAGCCACCUUCUGGCCAUAAAGGAAAGAGAAUUGCUCUUUUUUGAUGAAAGGUUGAGGACACUAGCGGUCAUCCGAUUGCCGCAUUGCGACGAAGAUGUCUUGCAGUCGUAUCUCUCACAACUUUCCUUCAAGAUUGAUGUAUGGGCCAUUGAGGAGUCUCCAGGCAAUGAACAGAAUAAUCCCGGCGCACCCCUCCCCAAGGACAUGGUUUUUUCAGCCGAAUCGAUCCAGAAGACCGAACCUAUAGUUCUCGUCAGUGAGUCUGCAAACCGCUGCCAGACCUUGACUCUUGUCUGGGAAGUCGAAAUCUCCCUCAAUCGGCCUAAAUUCCGCGUUCCUCAGCCUGCCAUCAUAUUGAUCCCUUCAGCCACCAUCACUGCUCCUCAGCGUGAUGAAGUCGACAAGAAUGACGACCUCGCGCUCUUCCAACCGCUGGAAGCAAAUGUGCUUGAGCCUAUGCGCUUUGUCCCAGGCUUCAGGGAUAAUGCUCCGUACCUUGCCGCUUCGAGACUCGAACGGGUAUUGCCCAUAACAGCGACUCACAAGAAACGGAUUCACCUCCAACAUGUUCCUUCGAGGCGGUAUAGAGCCGUACCUGCCACAAUGGCGCGGAUACGGUAUCAAAAGGUGAACGCAUUCACUACGACACCCACCACCGUUGCUCUACUGGACAUUGACAUCAUUCCGUUUGUCAAAGUAGACGUAACGAUCGAGCAAGUUGAUCUAUCCCUCAAGAAUGGGCGAACCGAGUCCAUGAUGCCUACCUUUUUGCCUAUGCAAGUCCGGUCAGGAGACUGUAUAACAUUUCUAUACUGGCUUCAUCAAACGCUCGGCCCAAGCCGCGCUCCUGGAUUUGGACUCGUGAACCCGAACAUUGAUGUCUUGUCAAUUGCAAUCAGAUUGGCGAUACAGUUGAAUGAGGAAUGUCAUCCGGUUCUCAUCAUGAAUUGGACCACCCACGUUGACUUCACUCCAGCCCUAAAUCCAUCGUUCGGACCCCCUUCGCAACCGAUCCAGCGACCUAAUCGACCGACAAGCCUUCCUGUUAAUGCGGACAAUAGUGCGGCAGUGCCUGUGAAUGCGAUUAGCACUAGCCUACAGCCGGUCUCUGAUGUCGAUUCGAGAAGUGGACUGUCAAUAUCUUUCUCAGCUCCUGACGCGCCGGUCCAGGUUGGCCAGCCAUUUUCGUGGAAGGUUCUAGUCAUGAAUAACUCUAUGAAGACGGCCAAAAUCGCGGUCAUCCCUCUACCUCGGAUUCAGCGGCAAACCACUCAAACCCAAUUCUUCGCCAAACGCCACGCGCCGAAGUCAUCCACUGCCUCGUUCCACCCAAACGAGCGGCGACACACUAAGGAUGGGGAAGACUUGGAUAUAGCACAGGCAAUCGUCGAUGAGAACGUUGUCUAUGCUAUGCACCACUCGCAUUCUGUUCCUCCAGAGACCGAUCUGAUGGCCUUGACUGCAGAGUUACGGAUUGGUCCCUUAGCACCUGACCAGUGCCACGAGAGCGAGAUUCAGAUGGUCGCUUUCGAGGCCGGAACACUACGGGUCGAUGCUAUGAGAGUUGUAGAUCUUGUCAGGGAAGUAGAGGAAGGUGCUGCGGCAAUGGGGGUACUGGCCGACAUCCGGGAUUUGCCUGACAUUGUGGUCGCGAAAGCAGCGGACGAGAGUACAUGA
Messenger RNA from Cladophialophora bantiana CBS 173.52, 1788 nucleotides. RefSeq lists its product as uncharacterized. NCBI's taxonomy places the organism in Eukaryota, Fungi, Ascomycota, Eurotiomycetes, Chaetothyriales, Herpotrichiellaceae. Gene Ontology annotation, cellular component: trans-Golgi network; TRAPPII protein complex. The transcript is spliced from 2 exons. Gene Ontology annotation, biological process: intra-Golgi vesicle-mediated transport. The coding region runs from base 1 to 1788 and encodes 595 amino acids. The record is from RefSeq and is a predicted model, not a curated record.